Varanus komodoensis (Komodo dragon) is the source of this 2223-nucleotide messenger RNA. It is a transcript of the gene ACO2, whose product is annotated as aconitase 2. Bases 79 to 2223 code for a protein of 714 amino acids. Gene Ontology annotation, biological process: tricarboxylic acid cycle. NCBI's taxonomy places the organism in Eukaryota, Metazoa, Chordata, Lepidosauria, Squamata, Varanidae. Gene Ontology annotation, molecular function: 4 iron, 4 sulfur cluster binding; aconitate hydratase activity. Gene Ontology annotation, cellular component: mitochondrion; cytosol. The record is from RefSeq and is a predicted model, not a curated record. The transcript has 19 exons.
GCCCCGCCUAUCGUGCACGUCUUUAAAAGCUGUGCGUGACGCUAUCGCUUGGCGACUUCAUCUUUGUCAGUGAACAAAAUGGCGUCGUACUGUGUCCUAGUCAGUCGGUUGCAGCAAGCCUUGAGUAAAGGUGUUCGAAGGUACCAUGUCACACCUAUCCAGUGCCAGCGGGCCAAAGUGGCCAUGAGCCAGUUUGAGCCCAGUGAAUACAUAAAUUAUGAAAAGCUUGAAAAAAACAUCAAAAUUGUCCAAAAAAAACUGGACCGUCCCCUCACCCUGUCAGAGAAGAUUGUAUAUGGCCACUUAGAUGAUCCUGUCAAGCAGGAUAUUGAGAGGGGCAAGACAUAUUUGCGUCUGCGGCCAGACCGUGUGGCUAUGCAGGAUGCUACCGCCCAGAUGGCCAUGCUGCAGUUCAUCAGCAGUGGGUUGCCCAAAGUGGCAGUGCCCUCGACCAUCCACUGUGAUCACCUUAUUGAAGCUCAGCUAGGUGGUGAGAAAGAUCUUCGAAGAGCAAAGGACAUUAACCAAGAGGUAUACAACUUCUUAGCCACAGCAGGGGCCAAGUAUGGAGUGGGUUUCUGGAAACCUGGAUCAGGAAUCAUUCAUCAGAUCAUCCUGGAGAACUACUCAUAUCCUGGUGUUAUGCUUAUUGGUACAGAUUCCCAUACUCCCAAUGGUGGUGGCUUGGGAGGAAUAUGUAUUGGAGUUGGUGGAGCUGAUGCAGUUGAUGUCAUGGCAGGAAUCCCCUGGGAGCUCAAAUGCCCAAAGGUAAUUGGUGUAAAACUAACUGGUGAACUGUCGGGCUGGAGCUCUCCUAAAGAUGUGAUCCUAAAAGUAGCUGGCAUCCUUACUGUGAAAGGUGGCACCGGAGCCAUAAUAGAGUAUCAUGGGCCAGGUGUUGACUCAAUCUCUUGCACAGGAAUGGCAACUAUCUGCAAUAUGGGAGCAGAAAUUGGUGCCACUACUUCAGUCUUCCCUUAUAACCACCGGAUGAAGAAAUAUUUGUCCAAGACUGGACGAGCUGAGAUUGCUAGUUUGGCAGAUGAAUUCCAAGAGCUCUUGAAGCCUGAUCCUGACUGUGCCUAUGAUCAGCUAAUUGAAAUCAAUCUCAGUGAGCUGAAACCUCUUAUCAAUGGGCCUUUCACUCCAGAUCUGGCGCACACUGUGGAAGAAAUAGGUUCUGUGGCAGAAAAGAAGGGUUGGCCAGUAGAGAUCAAAGUUGGUCUGAUUGGCAGCUGCACCAAUUCAAGCUAUGAGGAUAUGGGGCGCUCUGCUGCAGUGGCGAAACAGGCGCUCGCACAUGGGGUUGUGUGCAAGUCUAACUUCACCAUCACACCUGGCUCAGAACAAAUUCGGGCAACCAUUGAAAGGGAUGGUUAUUCAAAACUUCUGCGUGAUGUUGGCGGAGUGGUUCUUGCCAACGCUUGUGGGCCGUGCAUAGGCCAGUGGGACAGGAAAGAUACUAAAAAGGGAGAAAAAAAUACAAUUGUUACAUCCUAUAACAGAAAUUUCACCGGCCGCAAUGAUGCCAACCCAGAGACACAUGCCUUUGUGACAUCUCCAGAGAUAGUAACAGCCUUGGCUCUUGCUGGUACCCUGAAAUUUAAUCCAGAAGUAGACUUCCUGACAGGAACUGAUGGGAAGAAGUUCAAACUUGAACCUCCAGAUGCUGAUGAGUUACCUAAACUGGAAUUUGAUCCGGGACAGGACACCUAUCAGUAUCCCCCCAAGGAUGGCAGUAACCAGCAUGUGGAUGUGAGCCCCACCAGCCAGCGCUUGCAGCUCCUUGAGCCCUUUGAUAAAUGGGAUGGCAAGGACCUGGAAGAUUUGCUGAUCCUUAUAAAGGUGAAAGGGAAAUGUACCACUGACCACAUUUCAGCUGCUGGUCCCUGGCUCAAAUUCCGUGGCCAUCUGGACAAUAUUUCAAACAACCUGUUGAUUGGAGCCAUAAACAUUGAGAACGACAAGGCCAAUUCAGUGAGGAAUGCAUUAACCCAGGAGUUUGGACCUGUUCCUGACACUGCCCGUUACUACAAGAAACAUGGUGUUAAAUGGGUGGUAGUUGGGGAUGAAAACUAUGGGGAAGGCUCAAGUCGGGAGCAUGCAGCUUUGGAACCACGGCAUCUAGGAGGAAGAGCCAUCAUAGUCAAGAGCUUUGCCAGAAUUCAUGAAACCAAUCUGAAAAAGCAAGGCCUCAGGAAACAAGGAGUUAUUGAGAGCUGA